AACUCUGAAUGUCUUAUGCAAACAGCUGAGAUUUUUAGCAAAGCAGUGAAAUCCUCAUCAACAUUUCCUUCCUCAAACUGAAUACUCCAUAGCAAUCCGUUCAGUUUUUGCAGCUCAGUUGAACUUUGCCAAUUUGAAGAAUGUGACAUCACAUGCGCUAAGCUGUAAUUCCCUUUUUGUAUAUGUGCUUGUGUUUGCUAUGAAUGCUUGUCAUUAUUUCUAUAAACCAAUAUUCCACAUAAUGGUCAACACAUUGGCCUAUCACAAUGCCCAUUACACAGGAGAACGCUGCUUUUUAUUUCACUCUUCUACAUCAGUGGUUACAGGACAACCUAAACGUGCAACCCAAGGAGAUAGAAAAUACCGUUUAUCUUGCUGCCAUUCAGAAACUAAAGGAAUAUAUACAGUUCAACCUGAUAUUGGAGGAACGUCUGCUCGAGCUCAGUCAUGCUGCUUUGGAUGUGGAAAUCUGCACAGCUUCCGUCACCAAGACUGGAGAUAGUGAGGAUAAAGUUUUAGGCCUGAGUUUUGGAAAUAUCCCUAUAUUUGGCUAUUGUGGUGAAAAACGUGGAGGGAAAAAGAGGAGAGUACAGAAUGGACCAGUGCUUGAUGUUGGACAUAUCUGGAUAACAGACUUGAAAAAGCAGAGUCCAGCUGCCAAAUGUGGCAAAAUGAAGCUCCGGGAUGAGAUUCUGUCACUAAAUGGGCAGCUCAUGGUUGGCGUUGACGUCUGUGGCGCUAGUUACCUGGCUGAGCAGUGCUGGAAUGGAGGAUUCAUCUACCUGAUCAUGUUACGGCGCAUUAAACGGAAAGCUCCUCUUCCUCCCCUGAAUGGCAGAAGUAGCAUCACCUGUGAACCCAAAGCAAGUUCUACCUCACAGCAAAGUGUCAGAACAACACAGAAUGGCAAGAGAACUAGGAAGUUCGGAGUUAUCUCAAGGACAGUCGCUAAAGAGAGCAAGGAAGCGAAAGACAGCCAGGAUACGGCGCACGAGAAUGGACAUUACACCCCUAUGGAAGUUGAUUCUUCCCCCACUUGUGGAGAAGCUUCUGGAAAUAGUGACCAUACAAAGCUACAACCACAGAUUUCAGAAGGAGAUGAGCCACCACAAAGUCACCUUCCAGGAGUAGGAAAAAUGGAGUCAAAAUCAGUGGACUGUUCUGCACAGCGCGAAGGCUGCAGCAUAUGGAAGAUGCACAUGCUGAAGGGGUCUGAUGGUCUGGGAAUUCAGAUCACAGGAGGUCGAGGGUCGAAAAGGUCACCUCACGGUAUUAUUGUAGCACAUGUGGAGGAAGGUGGAUCAGCUGACAGGGAUGGCAGAUUAAAAUCAGGUGAUGAGCUACUAAUGAUAAACGGUCAGUCUCUGGUUGGGCUUUCUCACCAAGAAGCUGUGGCUAUUCUGCGAUCUGCGGUUGGCAUUGUACAGCUAGUAGUGGCCAGCAGGGAUGGCACGGAAGUUGAUUUUUGUAAAUAUCCAUCAUCCAGUUUGCCCGAUUUAGUGAGUGCCUGCUCUACCCAAGAUGCAUCUGUUUCCAAUGAAAACAAAGAAAAUGAGGAACCACAUGGAGAAGGUGGCAAGGAGGGUAUCACAUCCUCUUCAGACCAGACAGAUGUGAUGGAAAAUGACAAAGUCCAUGAAACAGAAUGUACAGAAAGCUCAAAGGAAGUCUGUCGGAGUCCAACAUUAGGCAAUAAUCUAUUGAAGUUCAGAAGUCGAUCACAAGGGAGUGGUAACCGCUUGGAGUCUGUGGGUGAAGAUGAUGAGCUGACUGUGGGAAAUGGGUACUUGUACAACGAUAAAGGAGAUAAAUUAUUACGUGGCGGUCGAAAGCAUUCACUUCCACAGCAACUUGACUCAACAGGAUCCAGGCAGGAAUACAUUGUUAAAAAGACUACUCGAUCUUUAAGCACGGCGCAGGUGGAGUCACCAUGGAGAUUGGCCCAGCCGUCUAUCAUCUCAAACAUUGUACUAAUGAAAGGACAAGGAAAGGGUCUUGGUUUUAGCAUCGUUGGUGGUCAGGAUUCUGCCAGAGGACGGAUGGGGAUCUUUGUAAAGACAAUUUUCCCAAAUGGAGCUGCUGCAGCAGAUGGGAGACUUAAGGAAGGAGACGAACUGCUUGAGGUUAAUGGAGAAUCAUUACAAGGGCUGACGCAUCAAGAAGCUAUUCACACAUUCAAGCAACUUAAGAAAGGCGUUGUGACAUUAACUGUUCGUACCAGGCUGCGCAGUCCUAGUCUGACACCUUGCCCCACCCCCACUCUAUUGAGUCGGUCCAGCUCACCUAACUCGUACAUUAGUAUUGGAACUUCUCUUCCUGCUUCAGAAGAAGGAGAUUCCGCUUCCUCCAAUCGUAAAGGACCGGGCCCCAAGGAUAGAAUCAUUAUGGACGUUACCCUUAAUAAAGAACCAGGAGUUGGCUUAGGUAUUGGAGUUUGUUGCCUCACGCUGGAAAAGAGCUCCCCAGGAAUUUAUAUCCAUAGUCUCGCACCCGGAUCAGUGGCCAAAAUGGACGGCAGACUGAGCCGAGGAGAUCAGAUUCUGGAAGCUGACUCAGUGAGCCUGCGCCAUGCUGCGUUAAGUGAGGCAUACGCCAUACUGAGUGAAUGUGGCCCAGGACCCGUUGGCUUGAUCAUUAGCCGUCACCCAAAUCCAAAGGUGUCAGAACAGGACAUGGAUGAAGCUAUCAGUCGUACAACCCACCGUGAAAGCAAAGACCCAACCCCCUCACACGUUGUGGGAUUCCAUUUAAAGAGCCCAUCACCUUCUGUGAAGCCAAAACAAGGCGAUGGAUCACCGUCCCUCAGCUGGACUAUGAAACGCUUCUUGGAACCUGCCAGUCGGGGGUCAGUAAGCUCAGAAUCGGAGCUGUCCCAGUACUUCUCUCAGGAUGUCCCCAGUCAGUCGUCACUUUCUGAUACGGCGGUCACCGGCUCUAGUGAUGAGGAACAUCUGCGUCUUAGAAGAUCAAACAGCUCGGUAGAGGACAACAGUGCUCCUUUGUCUGCUGCCACUUCUAAUGAAAAUGGAACAAUUAAAGGGCAAAGUACCUCCCCAUGCAAUGGAAAUAAUUCUUGUCCAUUUAACAAGCAGACUCUUGCCCGGCAGUCUAGUCAUAAUGGCAGCCCACAAUCAAUACGCAGCCCACUUUUACGCCAACGAGUUGUUUGUUAUGAUGAUGAUGAUGCCAGUGAGAAUGAUGACUUCAGUAAAAAGGAGGGCAGGCUACUGAAAGAUGGCAUGAAAAAAAAUGCAGAUGAGGAUUCUGGGAUAGUGAUGACAACGUCUUCCCUGGAUGUUGAUGAAGAAAUCCAGGAUAAUGAGCUUCCUACAAACACAGACAUUGGAACAUCAUUUUGUGGUAGCUCAUUGGAGUCUGAGGACAGUUCAUUGGAGCACAUGGUUGACUCUCCUUUUUUUGCAAUCAAAGCGUUUGAAUACUCAGGUAGAACUGAAGUACGCCCAAGUAGUCUGGGCAUUAAUCAACCUCUGGAAAGACAAUCUGAGAUCAAGAGGUCUCCUAAACUGGAACACAAAGCCAUCACUCGAGUAAAAAGCAUGAUGAGUACUGAAUGUCCAAAUUCAUCAAAGCAGAAAGUCGAGGAAACUGGCCAAGCCGCACAGCCCGUGGCAAAGACUGUUGCGGCAAUUGUAAAAAAUAAUGAAGGAAUAGACUUCUCAGGGAAAUGUGACACUGAGACAGUCAGGUUGCUUUGUAGCGAAUAUGAGUCCAUUGGACUGGAUUUGGAAAUAAAAGAAACUCCCAUGAGGGUUAUUAUAACUGGUUUGCGACCAGGUGCAGAGUCAGACAAGGAAUCUAUGGGAAAGUUAACUGUCGGCGAUGAGAUCUUAUCUAUUAACGGUAUUCAAGUGAGCAGUAUGUCGUACCAGGAAACUUGCGACUUUGUCCAGAGCUUGCCUUCAGCUGUAACAUUGGAAGUCCGCAAAACAGUAUCAGCUGUGGAUAGAUUAUCACACAUAAUAAUGGCAUCUGGUGUGGACCCUAACAGACUAGGUGAAUGUGAGAAAUCUACUGAACCACAAUUGCAUCAGAAUUCCCAGGAUACUGUAAAUGACAUUACCAUGUAUGAAAUAUCAUCAUCAUUAUUGCCUAUUUCGGGGACCAAUGAUGUACAAGAAUACAUUUUUCAUGGAAAUCAUAGCUCUGCAUUGGUCCAUUGUGGGGAGAGUCCAGUUACAAAUAUUGAUGAUCUCAUUGUUGACUUACAUUGUGAUAAAAUACAUUCUCAUAAUAGCCAAAACAGGGAUACCAGGGUAGUUGCAGAACAAGUUAACCUUUCAGAAUUUAAUAGUGAUAACAAUGUUAAUGGAUCAUGUACUGUCAUUCCAAAUAAUACAGAUGGCCUGGACCAAGCAGAGAAUAUAACUGGGUGCUCUAUUUUGGAUUCUCUAACUGUAGGAAAAAAGUUUGCUAUCAAUAAAAACAACCUGAUUAAUUACUCCAGAAAUUUUAGUAGUUUGAAUGAAGAUGAUUUCUCUUUGUCAGAACAAAUUGGAAGUAGCUCAAUAGAUCUACCUAAUUCAAUGUAUGCAGCUGCUGAGGAUUCUGACUCAGAGUCUUUACUGGAGAUCCCUUCUGACUCAACAAGUGAUAUGAUUUCUUCACUUCAGAAUUAUUCAUUUGUGUCUGAAAUGCAAACUGCUACAGAUUCCGAGGAUGAGUCUAUUGAAAUAUGUUGUUUUAAUAAAAAAGAGGACAUUGAAAUGCAGAAGAUACCAGAUUUACGCCCGAUUUAUCAAAUAAAAGAGGAGCCAAAGCAAUCUCAAGAAAACAUGCCUUCAUCAAGUGCAGGAAAUGUUCAAUACCCAAGCAACCAUCUAAUGUUUGAAAACACUAUUCAAUUAACACAUCCCUCAGCUCCACCAGUUGUGUCUUUGUUAAAUAAAGAGUCUCAGGAAUUUGUAGGGACAAUCCAUCAUGAAGAAAGUCCAAGAGAUUUGCAAAACUACAGUGCCUUUGUAACAGAAGAUAUAGCAAAUGUUGAACUGAAAGCGAAGGCUAUGGAUAAAUGUGAUUCUUCAAGUAGUGAAAUGUUGCCCUUGUGCAAAGAAGUUUUGGAUAUUUGCUCUAUCAGUUUUGUGAAAGAUAAGCAAAAUGUGGGACCUGAACAGUGUGAUCAUUACAAUCAAACUAUUAAGCCUUCUCUCAACUGCCAAGGUCAGGGUAAAGAUAAGAAAUGUGACAUUAAGACUAGUGUACAAGCUGUUAAAAAUAAUCCUCUGAGUGCCAAAACAUCUCCAAUUACAGGUAAAAGCAGCCAACUGAGUAUAUCAAGUGACUGCAGCUUGCAAGGGAAAAAAGAAAUCUUAUCAGAGACAAGACCUUUAAAAAACCCAACAACCAGGAACUCUAUGGUUAAUAAUUAUAAGAUUAAUGGACCUUUAUCAACGAUACACAGUGACAAGAGAACAUUAAGUAGUAACAUUGAAACCUUGAGUACUCAAGUAUCAAAACCAGGACCUAAAUUGAAAGGUUUAAGCAUCAAAAGUAAAAGUAAAGCUUCUGUUGACAUGUCUAGAAAUUAUUCUGGAAAAGCUGAUGCUUAUGAUUGUAGAAAGUCAUCUCCACAGCCAUCUCCUAAACUCCUUACGAAGAGAUCCUCUAUGACUGACAAUUCAGAUUCACCAAGAGAACAGAAAAGUGGUAGUUCAGUUAUUCCAACUAUAAAUAAUGAUCAAAACCACAAAGCAAUACUUUCUUUACCUAAAGAUGAUCCUUCCAUCUCAGUAUUUACCGACAGCAGCAAUCACAAAGAAAUCUCUGAACAAAGUUUACAUAGACCUAAAGGAAAACACGAAGGUUAUGGAUAUUCUGAAAAGAUCUCUAACAUUGAUGUGGAUGAUAACUUGGAAAACAAUAUCAAAAGUAUAGCAAAGAAUCAGCUGGAAGCACAAACCAAUGUGUGCCCUAAAAAAGUAGCUGAGACUCUCAAAGACAAUACUGUAAAACAAAUACAUAAGGCACUUGCAAACAAUUAUAUUACAAAUCAAAAUGAUUUACAGUCAGUGAUUUCAACUGCAGUCCAUGAAGAGCAGAUUGAAACACCUGAUAUCCAGCGUACAUUUAUGGAAGUAAAGUUGUCAAACUCCUCUCCAUCAGGUCUUUAUUAUUCUUCAUCAACAAAAGAAAUAGAGAGUAACAGAGCUGUAAUGUUGCCAGUUGACCAGUGUGCAUCUGACAAAUCUAAGCUCAAACGUGAUAUUACUGUUGUUGAAAAGCUAAUUAUUAUAGCUAAACCAGUUACUAGAACUAAUUCAAUGCCAACACAACCAUUUAAUGUUUCAGAUCCUGAGACCACACAGAGGAACAGAGGGGUUACAGAUGGGCAUCCUAUUCCUCAGACAUCAGAUCAGUGCAUGUUUGACUGUAAUCCUCAAGAAGUAUUCUUGAAAAAAACAAAUGGUAAUCAUGAGAAUGAACAGAAUUUAGCCAAUGGGAAACAAGAGAUGAAGCCUACAAAACAUUUUCAGAAAUCAGCAGAAGAAAGCCAGUUUAUUAGUCAAAAGAGUUCACUUCGGAGUGACACUUUGAGAAGUAUUAAAAGAAAUUAUUAUUAUGAACUGUACUGGCCCCAUGAUGCUUCCUCUAAUUUCACUGUGAAGCAGAGGAUUAAAUCUUUUGAAAACCUUGCAAAUUUUGAUAAGAGUAUAAUGAAAGUUAUUGAUAUAAGUUCCUCACCACUUGUUUCCAAAUCACCUUUGAGUAGAAGGUCUUCUGGUUUUGUGUCAUCAAAUGCAAAUUUGGACGAUCCCUCUAGAUUUUUGAGGCGCAGUUUAAGCUCCUGCUGUGACAGCCAAAGUGAAGUGACCUUAGCAUCUCAAAUAAAAAAAUCUCCUUCAAGUGUAGCCUUAACAUACACUGAAAACAAUACAGCAGAUAUUGUAAAAGAAAUCCCUCCCAUCCAGAAAAAUGAGAUCAAGGAACAUGAAAACAUCUCUCAGCCAACACAGAUAAGAAAAAGCAGAUCUUCUGGAAGCCAUUUACGGCAGUCAUCAUUGUCUCGAUCUAAACUAAGAGAGCUGAGAGCGUUGAGUAUGCCAGAUCUGGACAAGUUGUGUAGUGAGGACUUUACAGUUGAUUCAAAGGUCCCUCAAUAUAAAACAGAACUUGAGAUUACACCUAGAAGAUCAUUAGGUACAGAAAACACAUCCAGUCAACAUGAUGCUCCUGCAACUGUAGAAAAUGUAAAGCUUAACAGGCUAGCCAGAGAGGCCAGUUCUAGCACACCAGGAUCAGCCUCUGAUGAAGAAGUUAAACAAGAUGGGAGCCUUUCUAGAAAAACAUGGGCAAUAAGCUUGGAUCAACUCAGCGUCUCAACCCGGGACCAACAAAAGCUGCAGGCUGUUUUGACUUCUGUGCUGUCCAAAUCCGAUAUUAUAACUCUAAUUCAAGAAGCAAAAGACCAAGCUGAGAGGAAAGAAGAUGUCUACUUUGUGGUGCUGAAUAAAGAAGACGGAGCAGGGCUGGGAUUUAGUGUUGCCGGAGGAAUAGACCUGGAACAGAAAGCUGUCACUGUACACAGAGUCUUUUCAAAAGCUGCAUCCCGUGAAACAAUCAUUGAAAGAGGUGACCGCAUAUUGUCCAUCAAUGGCUGCAGUUUACACGGUUCCGCCCACGGGGAUGCCCUUAGUGCGCUGCAUAGAGCUAAGCUGCACAGAGAAGCAGUCGUUGUGAUCAAAAAGGAACGAGAUGGAGAAUGGCCUUGCAGACGAGACACGUCUACUGCUAAGGGAAGAACUUCAACAUCUGGAAAGGAUGUCUCUAUGGCAACAGGACCAGAUAAUAUAGACUUGCGUGAUGCAAUAUGUGUGGAACUUCAGAAGACCUCUGCUGGACUGGGGUUCAGCCUUGAUGGAGGAAAGGCCUCAAUUUAUGGAGACAGGCCACUUUUUAUAAAAAGAAUAUUUAAAGGUGGAGCUGCUGAGCAGGCAGGAAAAAUUGAAGCAGGCGAUGAAGUUAUUGCCAUUGGUGGAAAAGCCUUGCUCGGCCUUAUGCAUUACGACGCCUGGAAUAUCAUUAAAGCAGUUCCUGAAGGGCCCGUUAAGUUAUUGAUCAGAAAGCACCGGACUGCUGUGUGACAAUGACUGAUAAAUAUCUCUUGAAGUGCUGUUGAAGUGUUUUUGCCAGGGAUAAUUAUUGCCCUUAUAACGCAAAGUAAAACUAUUUUACAAUGUAAAUUCAUUAUUUAUUUUGUCCAGUUUUCUUAUAAGCUCAUUCUAAAUAAAAAGUGUAUUUUUCCACUAAAGUACGUUCUGCAUGAUCCAGAACUCUGACUAUUCAACAUUCUACACAGUGAUUAAUUUGUCUAAGCAAAUGUUAGUGAGCAGUUUAAAAAUGCUUUAAAAUAAUUUAUUGCGUAUGGGAGAGCAGUGCAGUUAAUCCAUUUAUUGGUGCAUGACAUACAUGGACAGCAUUUGUGAACUGCCUAUAUACAAACGCUUGGCAGUUAAUAAGGUUGCAAGUAUCUUGCAUUAUAUACUUGGUAAAGAAAACAAAUAUAUGUUGCUUUCUAUUCCUUUCUAAGAUUGUCUGCAGUUGUGGCUCUUUUGUUAAAUAUGAGAUUAGUUUCACGCCCCGUGCAAAUGUUGUUCAAUCGAAUAGAAUGAAUGUCAUCACCAUUAUGUGUAAGCAGCGUAAAAGGUUUUAAUACCACAAAAUAAAUAUGAUUUUUAAGGAAAGCAUUUAUGUUCUACAGACGGAUCCUGUGUGUACUUUUAUAAAAUGACUUUAAAAGGUUGGAAAUGUCAAAAUUGAUAUGUGCAUUUUAUUUUUAAAUAGAAACUUUUUUUAAAAUCUACUUCCAUUAGCAAAAAUACUUCCAGUGAACUUUAUUCGUUUUUUAGCAGCAUACACACAUAUGCUGUGAGGGCCGUGCACCGUUGUUCAAUCUCAGAGAGUCUAUGAAGACUUAAUUUGUGUCAUACAAGCCACUGCUGACUCUCUGUAAAAUUGCACUGUUUUAACACUGGUGCAUGGGCUCUCACAGUAUAUGUGCAUAUGCCACUGAAAAAAGUAACGUUUUAUUAGAAGCAUUUUUGCUAAUGAAAGUAUAUUGGAAAAAAUGUUCCUAUUUAAAAUUGAAAUGCACCCGUGCACAUUUCUAUCGCUUUAAGUGUUAUGACUGGGUGACAUUUUUUUCCCUUCAAACUCAGGGAACCCUGUUAGUAGUAAUCUCACCCUGAGAUUGUGCUGACCUUGCCCCCGUGUCAAAAUCAGUUUCUAGAUAGUGUCAGUCAGGAUAUCGUGAAGGGGUUAUCCUGUCUGUGGCUUCCUAAGAAAUGAUGAGCUUGGGAUGUGCUGAUAUCUAGUUUGUUUCUGUUCAGACAGGGAGAAAACUGUAUGAUUUCAUUAUAUUUAUCUCAUUCAGUGCAUCUUAGUGCAGAAAUAUGCAGGAGCCCAAUGUAAUUUAACCACUGGUGUGAAUCCCUUACAGAAAAAUGUUAUCAGACAAAUUCUAUUUUUUCUAGUCUUCAGUUGAGUAUAUUUUGUAAGAGAGUUUUAUCAAGGAGAUGAUCAGAUUAAGUGUUAAUAUUUGAGUGCUAGUGCACAAGACGUGCAACUUAUUAUCUUACCAAGUGCUGCAUGGCGCAUUUUUAAUAGGGAUGUGCAUCCAGAUCCUUCAUUAGGAUCCAAAUGAGAAAGAACGAGACAACUCGUGGCAUUCGGCUCUUUUUGGAGCAGGAUUUAUUCUUGUGAAAAGUGCGAGAUGGUUUUCACUUUACAACAGCGCUCCGGUCCCUAACCUGCUGUAUUAUUGGGGUAUUCCUGUAUUUGCCUGCCUUGCAAAUAAACCCCCAAAUCCUAAGCUUAUUAAACACCCUGCUGCUAGCAUGAACCACUCAAAAUAGUUCCACCCUCUUUGCCAAACCAAAGGUUUUAUCCCCUGGAUAUCGUCAUGCACAGAUGCACGUCCUAUCUCUAGUCUGCAUUUACUUAUGUAUCAUUUUCUGUGCUUUUUUUUACUGUAAUUCCUGUGAAUUUUAUCUCAUUCUGCUAGCUCAAUAUUUGUAUUUUGCCUCUCCAACAGUUCAUCAUUCCUUUCUUAGCUUAUCUCCCAUAUGCUGCCUUUUAACUCAAAGUUCUAUUCUUAUUGCCGUGACAACUAAAAGAUGUGCAGAUGAACAGAGAUUUCUCAAGACUUGCCUAAAGGUUUAUUGGCCCACAAGUGUGUGGCUAGUCCCUGUCAUGCAGCAGUAUGUGAGUUUCUGUAAUUUAGGUGAUAAACUAUAUGAGAUUAUUUUUAUCAAACUGAAAUUUACAAUCAAAUUAAUUUAUUAGAAAUAAAUAUAGAUAACGCAGCAGUGAUGUGCCUAACAAUAUAUCUAUUUUGUUUUACAAUAUUUUGGCAUAUUUUAAAAUAUGAGUAAAUAGUCCAUAAUUAAUUCUAGAAACAAAAUACUUCAACAUUUUAGUGAAUCCAAAAAGCAUUUGCUUCUAAUGUAGAUUUUCUAUAUAUUUAAUCUUCAGAUUAUUUUUUCAGCCAUAUAGGUUUAAAUAAGAAGAUUUAUUUUUACAAUUAGCAAAAUAUGUUUGUCAAAUGAACCAAAAAAAGUUGGAAUACCAUAAUAAAAGUAUGAUCAUAUUCAGCUGAUGAACUACUGUAUAUAGCAGAUGAAAUCACAUUUGCUGUAAUUUCUAAAUAUAGUUUUACAAAUUUAUAUAGCAAAAAGCUAUUGAGAUAUUUAGUAAUGAGGCAUAGGGAAAACAACCUGUGUAUGUGAAAACAGCGGCCAGAUUACAAGUGGUGCACCAAUUCGUUUUUUCACUGAAGUGCUAACUGCGCUUAAAUUAACAAAUUAUCGUGCCCUGACUAGUCUAGCGCGGGUGUUAAAAGUUAAAAGCAAAAAGUUAGUGAGCCAAAGACUGAGGCUAACUAACAUCAAUAUAUCAUGACCGCGCUAACUCCCUCUUCCCAAGACUUUUGUUGGGCACGCUAACCCGAAAACUGCGCUAGAUCAACUGCGCUAAAGCACUAUACUUCAUAUUCCUCUUCACUUGAAGAAAAUACUCUUUUUAUUUUUAAACAGAUAUUUCCAUAUAUAUAUAUAUAUAUAUAUAUAUAUAUAUAUGAAUUAUUAUUUUUUUAAAUAUAUAUCUAUACCUAUAUAUAUGUUUAUGAAUAUAUAUAUAUAUAUAUAUAUAUAUAUAUUAAUAUAGAUAGAUAUAUAAUUGUAUAUACAAAUAGAUAUAAAGAAAUAUCUUUUUAAAAAUAACAGGAAUUUCAAGUAUAUCUAUUCAAAACACGUUAAAACAAAUCAAAAUUGGAUAAAAAAAUUAUAUUGCAUGGAAGGGCUCAGAAGUGUAAAUAUUUGUCUUUAUAUGUGCUGCGCUAACCAUUCUCUGGUAUAUGUGAUUUACCAUGAACUUAUAAUAUCAAGUUGUGCGCUAAUACUGCUUAUUGUAUCCCGCACUAUCAUUAGCGCAGCUUUUGUAAUCUAGCCCAGUAUAUUUAUAAUUAUAUUGCUAUUAGAUUGCUUGGUUGAUUUAUUCAUCUAAAUGGUAUUUACAUAACGUGUCAUUUCCAUUGUUAAUAUCAUCACUAAUGAUAAUUUAUAUUGUUUUAGCUCCAUUAGACAGUCUUUACGCCACUCUUUCAUGUGAUAAUUAAUUGAAAACAGUUUUAUUUGUAUAUAACUGCACAGCAUAAGCUAGUGUACAUACAAACUCUUAUCAUGUGUUUCAAAUGCAAUAUAACCUGUUUACAUGUGAGUUCACUUAGUGAAAGUAUGGAUUUAAAAAGCUAUAUUGUUGCAUGUAAAUGAAUUGGAGUUAACAUAAAAUAAAAAUAAAUAUAUCAGAAUGUUUUAAUGCCAAUCAGUGAAAUGUCAAUACCUACAAACUCAAGUAAAAUGCAUGCAGGUGAACAUUGAAAGCAGAAAAAUAUUUUUACACCUAAAAAAGACCCAAAAGUUAUAUUUGUUUUGUAAGAAUUUGUAACUUAUGAAUUAGUGUAUUUUUUUUAUGUGAGUUUGCAUGUUACAAAUCACUUUUCAUAACCCUCUAAAUGUAUUAAAAUUGCUUAUUUUGUGGUUUAAUCAGAUCUCAGUUUUCCCACAUUUUUCAAAUUUAAUACGGUCCAAACAUUUUUUCUCAACAAGUAUCUGAUGUUUUCUCAAUAAGCCUCUGAUGAAGCGCAUGUACGCAUGCGCGAAACGCGUCAGAUAAUUGGGAGCACACCGCUUUUUGGUUUGGUUCUAAUACAAUAAACUUUUGGAUUUAACAGAUCGUUGGACUCAGAACCUUCUUUUCUUUCGUUAUCUGCAUUUCAGCAAGCUAAUCAGAACGUUCAUUUAUUAUUUACCCUGUAAUUUACAAAUAAAUAUAUUUCAUUUUAUACGUUUACAAGAUAUAAGACAUAGUCUCACUGUAUUUACAGGUAGUAUUAAUACAUUUGUUUGCCAAUUCUUUCUUUAAAAAAAUAAGUUUAAUUUAUCAUACAAUUUUUGGGUCAAACCCCCAUAAUCUAUUUUGAUACAUUAUGCUGUUACUCCAUUUAAGUACAAAUUGCAGAUCUACUAAAGGCAGCUUCAUAAUAUCAAUAGAUAAUCAGCCCAUUGGCUGCCAUAAAUGACCGCAACGUAUUGUAAAACAUGUAUAUACUGCAAUCGUUGGCAGUCAUGUUCCUAGAUAUGUUUUUACUAUUAAAAGUUUUUUUUCCCCUCUAGAUCUAUAUUUCGUGAAUAUUAUAUGAGAGAUUUGGGGUGUUUAAUUUUGGGCUUCACUGAAAUGCAAUUCUUGACAUUUAUAUUUUUGCAUUGAAAUACAAUUUCUGAAGAAUAAAUAUAGAUAUGUAUCACAAUAAUGUCUUAAUAUGACUACCUAUGUAAUUGUAUAACUUUGUUCUUCUCCAUUGCUGUCCCACCGGUUAGUUUGUGUAUAAGCAGAGUGUCCCAGUAUUUCCCAAACUAAACUCAGUUCUCUGUUGUUUUUAUUCAUUUGGUAGUGUCACUAUUGUAUUAUAUUGUAUAUUUUGUUUAUAUAAAACUUGUCAAUUUUUUGGAAAUGCCUCCUUGUACAUUACACAAAUCUGAGUGCAAUAACACAAAAUAGACUGUACAUUUUUAUGGCUGCUUUUUCUUCAACUAUGUAAAUCUGAUAUUGUUUCUAGUAAUUUUUCAAAAAAAAUAAAAGAUAAAAAUAAACACAGUAUUAUACAUUA
Molecule: messenger RNA, 13180 nt
Organism: Bombina bombina (fire-bellied toad)
Lineage: Eukaryota; Metazoa; Chordata; Amphibia; Anura; Bombinatoridae
Gene: PDZD2
Product: PDZ domain containing 2
Molecular function (GO): protein binding
Source: RefSeq, a predicted model, not a curated record